UGCAAGCAUCCCUUAGGUUUGUGUAGAUUCAUCUUUGUUCAUAUCAUGCCCUUUCCCGUUUAAGGAUUGGAUGGGACUUGCACUUCUAGGUUAAAACUUCUAAAUAAUUUACUGAUUACUGCUUUUUUUCAUGGUACAGUGCUCAAGUGAGCGAUGUGGCCCAUGGGCCUCUUCUCUGAAUUACCUCUACCAACCCCAUCCAACACCAACACACCUGCCUCCCAAAUAAAAGUACAAAAUUACAUGAAUUUUAGUUCAAACAUUGUUUAAUUUUCCAGGGGACUAAUGGUAGGAAAAUCACCGUCCUCCAUGAAGGAUCUGGAGAUUACUCGACCAAUGUUUCUCAACCAAAUAGACCACCUUGCUUCUUAGAAGAACUUUUUCAAGAUGAGGCUGACUUGAUUCAUCUUCAGAUGAGGCAGCAGCAGCAAGGCCAACAGAGUGUUUCUUCUCAAACAGACACAGUUGUUAUUCUUGGACCUGAUGAUGUGUUGCCUUCUCAGAAUCCACCAUCUUACAACAACAUCUUGAAGAUUUUGAAAGAACUUCAGAAAUCCCAACAGGAAAGUAAACAAAUGAUUCAGGACUUGUCCAAGGAAAUGAAGGAGAUGAAACAAAAUCAGCAAAACACCAGGAUGUCCAUUGGUUCCCUUCUGCAAACAUCAAAAGAUCUCCCAGAACUGGUUGUCAGCAAUCUUCUUGAUGUUUCUGUGGAAACAGCCCAAGGAUUGGAACAAUGCCUUCAUGCCAAAGCAGCCACAAACUCAGAGGAGACGGAAAAAGCAACUGUAGAUCAGAGAAAGUCUGCACCAGUCGUCUUAUCUACAAACACUCCCCUUUCUUCCAAGACCAGCAGCUUUAGAAAAACAACAACCAACAGAUCAGUUGUCAGAGAUAUACAGGUAUCACCUCAAACAAAUCAACCGGAAGUCAUCAGCAAUCCAUCAACUUCCUUAAAAGUGACAAGUAACAAUCCGACAUCCAAUGCCACAAGCACCUCGUCACCAGCCAACAAAUCGAAUACGUCAGUCUCAGAAACCACAACCACUACGGAAACAACAAGCGCACCUUCCAAUACCGAGUGCAUCAAUCAAGAACCUACUGCUACUUCAGCCACGUCUGUCACAACUACCAGUACUGAUACUACAUCCACAGCUUACUCAUCAAUCCUGGAAUCCCCAGACUUGGCAAAUACAUCACCCACUACCUGUUGUACAGUAAACACCGCAUCAACAAACAACACUAGCUGCUCAUCAGUGAUUACCCAGCCUAUCAACACUAGUACUCCAGUACCAUCAACAAACAACACCAGCUGCUCAUCAGUGAUUACCCAACCUAUCAACACUAGUAGUCCAGUACCAUCAACAAACAACACCAGCUGCUCAUCAGUGAUUACCCAACCUAUCAACACUACUCCAGCAUCAACAAACAACACCAGCUGCUCAUCAGUCAUUACCCAACCUAUCAACACUACUCCAGCAUCAACAAACAACACCAGCUGCUCGUCAGUCAUUACCCAACCUAUCAACACUACUCCAGUACCAUCAACUCUACAAGCUGAAGACACAACGUCACCAUCCCCUGCCAGCCAAACCUCUACAGCCAUACUGACAACAAUAGACAUUAAUCAAGCAGCAGCUAUUCUCCCUGCAUCAGCAGACACUUUGAUAGGAAGGCAGAGCCAGCCAGCAUCCACCAGCUCCUGUGCACAGAAAAAAUCGUUCAAGCUGAACUGUUUUUCGGGACCCAUAGUCGAGAUAGAGGGACCACAGGACAUUCAAGGGAUACCAGAGAAUGCAGAGAUCCGAAUAAAACAGAAAGUAACAUCGGAAGCUGCCAUGAAUGCCUGUUCAAAAGCCAACUUUGGAUGGAUUCUUGCGCAGCAAAUGUACAAAAGGGAGGAAUUGAUGGGCAGGAAUGUGUUUGGCAACAGGAAGAACAUUCUUCCCAUUUCCCCACGACGUCGCCAUGCCCUUGAGCAUGCGGUAGCUGAAGUUUAUGGGAUGUACAACCAAAACAUGAAGGAGGCAGUGAAUGGAAUCAACACGGGACUCAGAAGUCUAAGGAGACGAUUGCCAUUCACCCCACAGGACCCUAACAUUCCAAUGUAAUGUCCAUUUGACAAGGUUAUGUAAAUUUGGAUCUUGAAGGAGACUUUCAACUCGGUGCAUGUCAAAAUACAAGACAAGUGUAGUGUUCCUUUUUGUAAAAUGUGCAUGUACAUAUCAAUACUUCAGAUUAUUAACAUAUUCAAAAUGCAUCUGUAGAGAACACAAUAUUUUGUUAUAGAAGGAUGAAAGUAUUUAUUUUAUUUAUGAAUGUGUAUGGACUAUAUAAUCUUCAUGAUAUCAUUUCUUUGCUUCGACAUAACAUAAAUAAAUUACUAUUUUUUUCAUUAUGGCCUAUUGCAGUUUUAACGAUGAUUUAUGAAUUUGCACUUGCAGAACUGUACUGUAUAUUCCUUAUCAAAUGUAUUCAUUAUUUCAUUUGCUUUUCCAAAACAAAAAUAAAUUGUAAUUUGUAUCAUCAUGAUUGCAUUUUGUUUAUACUCCCAGUCCAAGUUAAUCUUGUUGAUUGUGGAGGUAUUUCAGUGACACCUAAACAAAGCUUAGAUAAAAAAUUUGUUUGCAGUUGCCUACCGCCUAGCUUUUUUCCAGCUUGUAUGUAUUAUAAUUUUUCAGGUUCAAGUUUCCAUGAUAUCAGCUCUU
This is a messenger RNA of Saccostrea cuccullata (small rock oyster), 2708 nucleotides long. Its product is annotated as mucin-5AC-like. The transcript has a single exon. The record is from RefSeq and is a predicted model, not a curated record. The coding region runs from base 414 to 2111 and encodes 565 amino acids. NCBI's taxonomy places the organism in Eukaryota, Metazoa, Mollusca, Bivalvia, Ostreida, Ostreidae.